AUGUCUACCGGUAGCAUCUCGUGGAGGAACUUGGCGGCAAGCUGCCCAAACUACCGAGUUGAGUUGGCGUCUUCAAAUGGUGGAGUGGAGAUCCAGGAUGCUGGUGCUGUUAUUCAUGAGUUUCGUGGAGCUCUAGCUUUGCAGCAGUAUGGUGCUUUCCCUCUUUUCCGGAUUGUCAAUCUGAACAAGGACAACCGCAACACUGGAGUGCUCAAUCUCCCGACUGAUUGUGUUUCUUGGAAAGUGCAGAAGCCUCGCAAAGUCAUCGGUGCAAACUCUGGUGUCAAGGCAUUCAAAACGACCGUGACCUUCCCGGCUGGAAAUGCGGAGGGAUUCGACAAGAUUGUUGUCACAUUGCCAUUUGAUGAUGAAGAAAGUCGCUCCGCUGCUGAGGUCUUUACGGAGGCCCUUGUCUUUGCUGGAACCAAUUCGCCCCGUUGA
This is a messenger RNA of Seminavis robusta, 441 nucleotides long. NCBI's taxonomy places the organism in Eukaryota, Bacillariophyta, Bacillariophyceae, Naviculales, Naviculaceae. The record is from the annotation of a GenBank genome assembly.